CGGAAGUGACGUACAUUUCCUCGACGCUCCUCCAGUCCAACAACGCUGGCCUAAGUUUUCUAACACAACCACUGACAGUCAAAGCUGCUUUUUAAAUCAUUAUUAUUAUCAAAUAUCUUUGCUGUAUGACUUUAAAGUGGACGCCGCCGUGUGAAUUCAGUUCGGGAUAUGUUGGCGUUUAAUCUGCCACAUCUCAGUCAGGAAGGAAGGAAGCGCACAGCCUCUGCAGGAAACCAGCAGUCACACAUUUUAGUCUUCAUUUGUUCGUUUUCGCUGACUUCUUGGAAAUGAAAGCCGCGUUAUUACUGCUGCAUGUGGUCUCGUCCUGGUGGCUGGUCAGCGCCACUCUUUCCAAAACAGACGCGAAGAAGUCCCACAAAGCUGAAGCUGAGACAUCUCCAGCUGAGCUGUCUGUGAUGGAGAGAGGUCUUGUUGUCUCAGACCUGCAAUGGAAAGACGUCGUGAAGGAGGAGAAGAGGCACAGUGCUGACAUCCAGAAGACAUUUCAAGGAGCUGUUCUUGGAUACGUCACACCAUGGAAUUCCCACGGAUACGACGUUGCCAAGAUGUUUGGCUCCAAAAUGACGUCGGUCUCCCCAGUUUGGCUUCAGCUCCGUCGACGGGCUCCUGAAACCUUCGACGUUACGGGACUCCACGAUCACGACUCUGGUUGGGUCAAAGCAGUACGCAAGUCAAACAAAAAAGUCCGUCUGGUGCCUCGGCUCUUGUUUGACGGCUGGUCCUAUCAGGACUACAUGAGCGUGCUGGGGAGUGAAGAUGAAAUCGAGGAGCUGGCGAGUGAGCUGGUGGAUGUUGCAAAGACCGAAGGAUUCGAUGGGUUUACCUUGGAGCUCUGGAGCCAGCUCGGAGGCAACAAGAGAAAGGAGCUGGUGCAUUUGGUGAAGCACAUAUGUGAGAGUUUGAAAGCUAAAAAGUUAGACUGCAUUCUCGUUAUUCCACCGGCUGUGACGAGUACCGGACAGCCGGGGAUGUUUGGCAGGGAGGAGUUUGAGGAGCUGGCUCCAGUUGUUGAUGGCUUCAGCCUGAUGACGUACGACUACUCCAGUGGCCCCAGAUCUGGACCGAGCGCCCCCCUCCCCUGGGUCAGAGAAUGUGUUGUUCAGCUGGCUCCCAGCAGUCAGUGGAGACAGAAGAUCCUGCUCGGACUCAAUUUGUACGGACUUGAUUUCGCGAGCCACGGAACCGAGCCCGUCCUGGGGGGGAGGUACAUCGAGAUUUUGAGAGAAAAUAGGCCCAAAAUUCUUUGGGACGAACAUUCAGCCGAACAUUACUUCAGUUAUAAAAGAAACAACGCAGUCAAGCAUGUAGUGUACUAUCCAUCACUGAAGUCCAUCUACCUGAGGAUCUCUUUGGCCACUGAACUGGGAACAGGCCUUUCUUUAUGGGAACUGGGACAAGGACUGGAUUAUUUCUAUGACCUCCUAUAAGUGUUGGACUUCUCAGUAAAAGCAGCACAUUAAUUCAUCUCGAUUGCAUUUUUUCUUUUUUUGAACAGAAACGAUCUUUAGUGAAGCAUCGACACAGUUUGGUUAAUAUUUAACUUGUUUGGGUCGUGAAUGUGUUGAGAAAUCUCGUCUGGGUGAAUGAAGGGGAAGUCGUUAAAAAAAAAAAAGGUACUUUGUUCUUGAGUUUGGGUUAUUUGACGCUGAGCUUGUGAUUUGUACAGAUUAAAGUGUAACAGCGCAUCUACAUUCAGCCAAAAAAUAAAAAUAAA
Messenger RNA from Nematolebias whitei (Rio pearlfish), 1735 nucleotides. RefSeq names its product chitinase domain containing 1 (gene chid1). The record is from RefSeq and is a predicted model, not a curated record. Gene Ontology annotation, cellular component: extracellular region. Gene Ontology annotation, molecular function: oligosaccharide binding; chitin binding. The transcript has 12 exons. Gene Ontology annotation, biological process: carbohydrate metabolic process. Lineage: Eukaryota; Metazoa; Chordata; Actinopteri; Cyprinodontiformes; Rivulidae. The coding region runs from base 288 to 1448 and encodes 386 amino acids.